This is a messenger RNA of Pisolithus orientalis, 783 nucleotides long. RefSeq lists its product as uncharacterized. The record is from RefSeq and is a predicted model, not a curated record. The coding region runs from base 1 to 783 and encodes 260 amino acids. The transcript is spliced from 3 exons. NCBI's taxonomy places the organism in Eukaryota, Fungi, Basidiomycota, Agaricomycetes, Boletales, Pisolithaceae.
AUGGCUGCUUGGUUGCUGCUCUUGCAACCCCUGCCACUGGCUAUAUGCCUGUUGCUGAAGAAGACUGAUGUGAUAGGGCCAUCAGCUGCUCCACGCUCUUGCAGGCAAAUUUUCGAUGGAGUGGUCAUCAUCACUCCAUCCUGGUGGCAGUCAGGUUGGCAGACAUCAAGCCCAGCAUCCCAGGGGGCAGCAACAUCCAAAAGCCAUCUCACUACCCCAUCCUGCCCAGUGACUCCCAAUGCCACCCCAAUGGGGCAUAUGGAAGAGGAGAUCGCAGCAUUGCAGCAGCAGCAUAUGGAGACAGCACACAAUCUGCUAGAUACCCACUGUGAGCUUGCCAAUACCCAGCAGGCCCUUGCAGAUACCCAGACAAAGCUGCAGAUGCUUUGCAAUGUUGUCAAGGCCUUACACCAGUGUCUGUACCCAUUGCCACACUCCUCACCCAAUGCACCUGGACCCUCCCACCCCUCCCCCAUUGGCUUUGCAAUUACAAGUCAUCAAGCAGUUGUUCCCACUGAUGGUGCAAGGAUACUUGACCUUGUGCCCACUACAAUGGCCCAGGAGGUUGCAAUUGAUACCAGCAUCCUCCAGAACCUCCCAGGUGAUGUGCUUUUAGCCCAUUCUACUCUCCUGCUGCCCCCCCACCAUUUUGCAUACUCAUCCACCCCUGGUGUAGGAGAAGCCUGGCCCCCUAUCUAUGUCUCUUUGGGGGCAGUUUCUGACUGUGCUGGUGGGGAUGAUGCUGAUGAUGAGGAUGCUGCUAAUUGGAUGGACAUAGAUUAA